AUGGUCUUGAAGCUCAGCUCCCACGACCCUUUGGCAACCUUGCCGCCGGAGAUUAUCCUUCGCAUUCUGGAUUUCUCGCCCGUGUCUGUGCUGGCGUCCCUCCUGGCCGUCUCAAAGGCUUGGCAUCAAUUUAUUGACGUCACCCAUCAACAUGCCAUCUACAGCUCCGAAUCCAAGACAUCCCAACCGAGUGGCACUUCUCGCGACUUAAAUUCUCUGGACCAGUCGCUGAGUAUUUCAAAAUAUUACCAAGGUACAUCCUCAUGGAAGGAAUUAUGCAAACGUCAGACAUUACUGGCCCGCAACUGGGCUGCGAAGAGCCCUGUCUGUCAUGACACCGUGUUGCAGGUUGGCAACGAUCCAAUCUGGCGCUUUCGAGUGGACCUCAAACGCCGGUUAUUCAUAUCAACCUCUCACGCGGGAGGGCUGAAUGUCACCGAUAUGGAUUCGGGUCAUAUCAUCUGGCGCCUGCCCUCGACUCUGGAUCGGGACGAGAAUGCCGUUCGUCCGUACGCUCAUUUGGAGUAUGAGGAUGGGAUGGUGGUUUUUGAUCGCGAGGGGAAUGCCGUGGAGGUCUGGAAAACUGACCUGGAAGGUUUGGCAAGGGGCGAAUUUCGGCGCAUCGCUGUCUUGAACCACGAAUAUCAGACCAGAGGCUUUCAACUGUCCUACAAUACCCUCUGUGUCGUCUCGAACGAAGGCAAGGGGUUUGUGUACGAUAUGGCACAGCAACCGCCGGUCAUGACCGCAUGUCUUGAUAUUGAACAUGGAGCCGUAGGGCAUCUGGAUCAAAACGAAGACACUGUCAUCUAUUCGAUCGGACAAAAGGGAUACUACGCGUACGACAAAAGGUCUGGCGCUUUCUUGGGUGCCCUGCGGCCCACGAGCUCAACCGAGAUAUUUCACAUCUGCGCUCCGCUUGCUGAUGCAGAUGGGGACACGGCUGCUGAGCCACGCCCCAAUUCAGCGCAAUCGUCAAGCCGACCUCGGGGUAAAGUGAUAACGCCGGUCGAGAUCAUCCAGGGUGCGCUCCCAAUCUCGGAUGAUUCCGAUUACAUACCCCAUGAAGCAGACGAGUGGGGCGCUGGAAUGUUAGACGGUGAUCUUUUUGUUGGAUUCUCUCGAGCAGGUCGAGUCUUCGUCUGUCCCGAUUGGCGUACAGUACUUCGUGAUCAAUUCGCCUCCUCUACCACUCACGGCUCUCUAAUCGAGUGCGAGUCAGAUGGGUCCAGUUUUGACCUGGGCGGCUGGCUGGCAAUUCGUCAUCACCGCUUACUCUUCGAGAUCCAAGAUCGUGUAUAUGUUGUAUCCUUGGGUCGCGACAAUCAUGUGAAAGACAAGACGCACGCAGAAAGUGCAUCCUUCUCGAUCUUGACCAGCUCUGCUCCACAGCUUGCAGUUCCUGUCAGCUACAUGACCCUUUGCGACGAUGCUAUUUUGACUACGUAUACUACUCUUGCUUGGAGACAGCCAAUUCCGAACAUCCCAGGCAAUCAUCGGGGACAACGAGAGGAAAAUUCCCCGCUGAUUUUCCCGACAAAAGCUAUCCGCAUCUUGAGUAUGGCUCCAGAGAUUUCCGAACAGGCUUCGAGUGAUUCGGAUGAAACCAACAAUCGCUCCGAGUCUCUGAAUUUGAAAGCCAGAUCCGGUCCAGGCCAGCCUACAGAGCAGGUGUGGCAGUCGCACGAUGUUUCGUUCCAAAUGGCCAGUCUCCUGGAAGACAAUCUGCCAGAUUGGGAAGACGAGGAAUUCGUGUCUGAUCAGGAGGGCACGGAGUGA
Messenger RNA from Penicillium oxalicum, 1779 nucleotides. RefSeq names its product F-box protein. The transcript is spliced from 2 exons. NCBI's taxonomy places the organism in Eukaryota, Fungi, Ascomycota, Eurotiomycetes, Eurotiales, Aspergillaceae. Bases 1 to 1779 code for a protein of 592 amino acids. Gene Ontology annotation, molecular function: protein binding. The record is from RefSeq and is a predicted model, not a curated record.